AAAAACCGACGUGUAAUUUGGAUGUCAAAAGUCUGUUCUCUCGUCACAAUGAUGAAAAAGAAUCAUUUAUUCGGUUUCGUGCUUCUAACACUGUCUGUUGCAGCAUUGCUCGUCAGCGCCAGAGAUAUUCUCAUUCGCGAGGUGGACUACAAAAGCAACGCCGACUACGUGAAGGUCUUCAUCAAGAUACGAAAUGGAACCGAUAAGGUGCGUAGCUCCGUGGUCGAUAUAGAUGCGUUGUGGCAGCGGGACGUCACCGAUGGGGUGCUGGUGCACUUGGAUCUAGCAUCGAAAAUGGGCGCCGAAUAUCGCACACUGCUCAGCUCGACCGUCGAUGUGUGCAGUUUGAAUGUGUCUAAAUCGACCGAUCCACUGAUGCGGCUGUUGGUUGGCGAAAUGAACAAGUAUGGGAAUAUGACGGUCGACUGUCCGCUGCACUCGGGUAAUUAUGUGGUUCGUAAUUUCCGUAUCAAUCGCGAGAACAUGCUGAUAAAGAUGGCACCGCCCGGUGAGUAUCGCGUGGGCAUUGAUGUGAAACAUAAAAUGGAACAAAGUAAGCCGGCGGUUCCCAUUUUUGAUAUCGAGUUCUACGCCAAUGUAGUCGCAGACAAAGCAUAACCUUGUUCGCUUAAGGCGCGCACAUUUCCUAGAUAAAUGUUUCGAGUGUAAUAG
Topomyia yanbarensis is the source of this 672-nucleotide messenger RNA. RefSeq lists its product as uncharacterized. The record is from RefSeq and is a predicted model, not a curated record. Bases 22 to 618 code for a protein of 198 amino acids. Lineage: Eukaryota; Metazoa; Arthropoda; Insecta; Diptera; Culicidae. The transcript is spliced from 3 exons.